UCUCCUGAAGUAGCUACUAUUCGAUAAUGAGUUGCAAUAGAUUCAUCAGAGCAAUCAAUGAACAAAAAUAAUUAAUAAAGCUUUUUGAAGUAUUUCAAAGCCAAAGCAAAUAGAAAUGCUGUUGAAAUAGAUAAGAGAAUCUAGUUAACAAUGUAUUGAUACUGCCAAGAAGAUUCUUACUUUGCUUAUUCUGAUUGGCUGAAUUUAGGAUAGGGGGUGUUGCCCUUCAACAAAUGAGUUUGAGACUGGAAAUGGCAUUGAAAUGUACGAUUGACCAAAUAAUUAGGUUUUGAUUUUGAUCACAUAUUCCCUUAUAAAUAGGCUUAUAAAUCAAUGAUAUCAUUACAUUACAUGACGAAAUUACAACAUUGAUGCAAA
Paramecium octaurelia is the source of this 378-nucleotide messenger RNA. The record is from the annotation of a GenBank genome assembly. NCBI's taxonomy places the organism in Eukaryota, Ciliophora, Oligohymenophorea, Peniculida, Parameciidae.